This is a messenger RNA of Jaculus jaculus (lesser Egyptian jerboa), 1456 nucleotides long. It is a transcript of the gene Polg2, whose product is annotated as DNA polymerase gamma 2, accessory subunit. The record is from RefSeq and is a predicted model, not a curated record. Gene Ontology annotation, biological process: mitochondrial DNA replication. Bases 19 to 1407 code for a protein of 462 amino acids. Lineage: Eukaryota; Metazoa; Chordata; Mammalia; Rodentia; Dipodidae. Gene Ontology annotation, cellular component: cytoplasm; mitochondrion. The transcript is spliced from 8 exons.
UGCAGAGCGCUGAAGGCGAUGCGCUCGGGUGCGGCCGCCAGGGCCUGCCGGAGCGCCUGUCGGUGUUGGUCGUCCGGGCGCGGGGGUCGAGUAGAUGCGGGGCCGCUCGGGAGGCCCGACGCCGAGCCCCCGGGGGCCGCGGAGGGCGGCGAGGCGCUCUUAGAGAUGUGUCAGAGGAGGCAUUUCCUUAGCGGGACCGAGCCGCAGCUCAGCCGAGAGGCGCUCCUGGGCGGGUGCCACCCCGGCUUUGGGCCCCUGGGCGUGGGCUUGCGGAAGAACCUAGCCGCAGAGUGGUGGUCCUCGGUGGUGGUGUUCAGGGAGCAGGUCUUCGCGGUGGACGGCCCCCACCACGAAGCAGGCCCUUCGCAGCCCGGGGACCGUGCCUGCAGGUUAGUCUCCCCAGAAAGUAUACGCGAGAUCUUGCAAGACAAAGAGCUUAGUAAGGAACAGCUAGUGUCCUUUCUUGAGAACGUGCUAAAAGCUGGGAAGCUACGGGAGACUCUUCUUCACGGUGCCCUAAAGCACUAUGUUACUUGCCUGGAUCUGGUAAACAGAAGGCUGCCAUAUGGCCUUGCUCAGAUUGGAGCAUGUUUCCAUCCUGUUUCAGGCCCUGAGCAGAUGCCUGGUAGUAUUCAAAGCAUCGGUGAGAGGACUGAGGCUUCCUUGGUGUGGUUUACUUCUGCAAGAACUGCAAGCCAGUGGCUGGAUUUCUGGUUGCGUCAUCGGCUUCUGUGGUGGAGAAAGUUUGCUGUGAGUCCAUCUAACUUCAGCAGCAGCGAUUGUCAGGAUGAAGAGGGACGAAAAGGAAACAAGCUUUACUACCAUUUCCCCUGGGGAAAGGAGCCCAUAGAAACCCUGUGGAAUCUAGGAGAUCAAGAACUCUUACACAUGUAUCCUGGAAAGGUGUCAGAGUUACAUGGCCGAGAUGGACGGAAAGCUGUGGUUCCUUGUGUUCUGUCUGUAAGUGGGGAUCUGGACCGAGGCGUGCUGGCUUACCUCUAUGAUUCAUUCCAGCUCACAGAGAACUCCUUCUCAAGGAAGAAAAACCUUCAUAGAAAGGUCCUGAAGCUUCACCCUUGUUUAGCUCCCAUUAAGGUCGCUUUGGAUGUGUCAAGAGGUCCAGCAGUGGAACUAAGACAGGUUUGUCAAGGACUAUUUAAUGAAUUACUAGAAAAUGGGAUUUCUGUGUGGCCUGGCUAUUUGGAGACUAUGCAUUCCUCAUUGGAACAGCUCUAUUCCAAGUAUGAUGAAAUGAGUAUCCUGUUCACAGCUCUGAUUACUGAAACCACUUUGGAGAAUGGAUUAAUACACCUAAGAAGUAGAGACACCACAAUGAAGGAAAUGAUGCACAUAUCCAAAUUAAAAGACUUUUUAAUCAAGUAUAUAGCAUCAGCUAAAAAUGUAUAGGUUUUAUUUUUAUAAUAAAUAUUCUGUUAAUUUUGUUGUCUUAAUUUAA